GUUCGCAAGGUGGAGGGGGUUUCCAAUUGACACGACGCCAUUAACCGUACGUCCAGCGACGCGUGUAUGGCUCUGUUUGUCAGUUCUGCUGUUAUCCCGAGGCGAUUCGAGCAUUCGAAUCUUGGUGACCGUGGCGGCAGUCGAGGCUCGCGAGAGAAAUCCGAUUGAAAUCACCUUUUCUCGUCCGCACCCCCGUGAAAUCUGUAAACAAUGGCGAUCUUGGAAUCCUGUUGGUCGCCGUGCAUCUGGUCGAACAGCAUUAAGACCGGCUGUAAGGCUAUAGCGUUUUACACAGUGGCAAUCAGUAUAGUGUUGAUUACGCUGAUAUGCUAUCAACUGGCUGGUGGCGAUUCUACGCAGCUGUACAACCCGUUAUUCGAAGCCGAUGUAAGAGGAUCUAUGCCAGUUGUCGGAGGCUUUUUCAUCUUCUAUCUGCUCCUGUUGAUCGUAUGCGCUUUGCUAAUGGUGUACGGCAUAAAAGAAGGUGUACGAGGAUGGUUAUUGCCCUGGCUCGUUGGAUGGUUCAUCGUUUGCUUGUUCCAGUUAGUCUUCGGAUUGUGGCUCUUAGGCGGUUAUUAUAUUUACUUGGACUCUGUAUUCGCGACAUUAUGCAAUUGGCUUUGGAUGUCUUACAACAUAUACUGUUGGCUGGUUGUGUUGUCAAUGUACAAAAUAUUUGCGAAGCUGCAGUCUCCAAACAUAGAACUUUUGUGGCCUUGAAGGAAAGUGCAAUGUACAACAGCAAUGCGUAUACAUCUAUUGCCACCAAAGUAAGGAAGAAUCUCCAUUUCCAUUUGCUCGUAAACUCGACGCAAGAAUGCAUGAAUUUGUUAAUAAUAACGUAAAGUUCUCCAUUCGUUUUAAUAUAUAUAUACAUUCGAAAUGUUUCAACAGACGUCUAAGAAAGCGAAUUCGCCUUUUCAUCGAUCUAUAGAUAUUUUUACAAUGUUAGGAUCACUUUACAAUGGAUCUUGAAGAUUUGUAUGACACGUAUUUUUAAUACAAUGUACAUUCGACUGUAUUCAUUUUUAAUAACGCUUUUAAGAAUCUUAUAAAAGAUUUUAGGCUACGUUAAACAAAACUCAAUUAUAUUUUUGUAUUUAUUACGUAUAUGUAACGUUCAAUUAACAUUGAUCAUGUCGUAGCGCCUUUUUACUUAAGUUUCGAUAAUGUAUGUACAACUAGUUACUCGAUGAGAAGGUAAGCUUUUUUUUUAUUUCAUGACGAAAGACUGAGAGAGGCCUUUUGAAAUAUCCGUCCGGAUCAUCAUAAUAAGCUUAGAAUCUCGUUGAACAAAUCAAAAUAAUACUAAUAAGCAUCAUGUUAGUUGAAAUUCGUGUUAGCCUUAGUAGCACAGUGCAUUGAACAAACGUUGGUUAAACUUUGGCCCUAUAUUUGGUUGAAUUGGGCCAACGUUAAGCCAAUGCACUGUGCUACACUAGGGAGGUCUUUUUACAUGGCCACCGUUGUUCUGAGCAUGUUGAGAGAUUAUACAAUUUUUCUACGAACUAUUUUUUCUACAGCAAUAGUCCAAUUAUAUAUUAUAAAUCCUUACUCGACAUAGAAAUAAGCAUCUAUUUAUAUUAUACAAGCAAUUUAUAUUAAGAAUAAAUAAAUAUUCCAUU
Messenger RNA from Vollenhovia emeryi, 1625 nucleotides. RefSeq lists its product as uncharacterized. The transcript is spliced from 6 exons. NCBI's taxonomy places the organism in Eukaryota, Metazoa, Arthropoda, Insecta, Hymenoptera, Formicidae. The record is from RefSeq and is a predicted model, not a curated record. Bases 211 to 720 code for a protein of 169 amino acids.